CACAGACUCAUCUCUCUCACUCUCUCUCCUCUCAUAUCUGUCUUUCGAUUUAGGGCAAAACCCUCCAACCUCGCUCACGUUUGACUCACACACAAGCUCUCAGACGAUCUCCUGUUUCCGUCGCCGAUCCGUCUCUCAGGCCUUAAGUUGAAAGCUUUCUGAUAGUAUUGUGGUUGCUCGCACCUCGAAACUACGAAAGGCUGCUCCUUAACGAGGAAUGAUUUUUCGCAUGACCUGUUGACAUACAUCCAAUGUCGGGUCUACUUAAUUCUUCUAUGAAUGGUUCAGCCUCGAAUCUUCCGGAUAGCAGUGGGAGGUCUUUCACUUCAUCUUUCUCUGGCCAGUCUGGUGCAGGAUCUCCUGUGUUUCAUCACUCUGGUGGAACUAUCCAGGGGCUGCACAACCUCCAUGGGAGCUUUAAUGUCCCCAACAUGCCUGGUACUCUAACAUCAAGAAACUCCACAAUGAACAGUGUUCCUUCUGGUGCUGUUCAACAACCCACAGGUAGCCUUUCUAGUGGACGGUUUGCUUCCAAUAAUCUCCCCGUGGCCCUUUCACAGUUAUCUCAUGGAAGUUCUCAGGGUCAUUCUGGAGUAACCAAUAGAGGAGGUAUAAGUGUUGUAGGAAACCCUGGAUAUAGUAGUAACACAAAUGGAGUUGGAGGUUCUAUUCCUGGGAUUCUCCCUACAUCUGGAGCCAUUGGUAACCGGAAUGCUGUUCCAGGAUUGGGAGUGUCCCCAAUUUUGGGAAAUGCAGGUCCUCGGAUUACAAGUUCGAUGGGUAACAUGGUUGGAGGGGGCAACAUUGGACGGAGCAUAAACUCGGGCGGAGGAUUGUCCGUACCUGGGCUCGCGUCUCGUCUAAACUUAACUGGAAAUAGUGGAUCUGGAAGUUUAAGUGUGCAGGGACAAAAUCGACUCAUGGGCGGUGUUCUUCCACAAGGAUCUCCUCAGGUGAUGUCUAUGUUAGGAAACUCCUAUCCUAGUGGUGGUGGGCCACUUUCACAAAGUCAUGUCCAAGCUGUUAACAACCUUAGUUCUAUGGGAAUGCUGGGUGAUGUAAACCCCAAUGACAGCUCGCCUUUCGACAUAAACAAUGAUUUCCCGCAAUUGACAAGUCGACCUAAUUCUGCAGGGGGGCCUCAAGGACAACUGGGUUCUCUGCGGAAGCAAGGUCUCGGAGUAAGCCCCAUCGUUCAGCAAAACCAAGAGUUCAGUAUACAAAAUGAAGACUUCCCAGCAUUACCUGGAUUUAAAGGUGGGAAUGCUGAAUAUGGGAUGGAUAUGCACCAGAAAGAACAAUUGCAUGACAGUACUAUGUCCAUGAUGCAGUCUCAGCACUUCUCCAUGGGGAGAUCCGCUGGGUUCAAUAUAGGGGGGACAUACUCUUCAUAUCGUCCACAGCAACAGCAGCAACAUGCCCCAGCUGUCAGUAGCAGUGGUGUUUCCUUCCCGUCUGUGAACAAUCAGGAUCUGCUUCAUGGUUCAGAUAUAUUUCCAUCUUCACAUUCAAACUACCACUCACAGAACAAUGGCCCACCUGGUAUUGGACUGAAACCUCUAAAUUCUGCGAAUCCUGUAUCUGGCAUUGGAUCAUACGAUCUUAUUCAGCAGUAUCAUAAUCACCAAAGCCAGUCACAGUUUAGACUGCAGCAAAUGUCAGGCGUGAAUCAGUCAUUCAGAGAUCCAGUUAUAAAAUCCAUGCAAACGCAACCAGUUGCUGAAAAGUUUGGGUUACUUGGCUUGCUAAGUGUUAUACGAAUGAGUAAUCCUGAUCUGACGUCUUUGGCACUUGGAAUUGACUUGACGACUCUGGGAUUGAAUCUCAAUUCAACAGAAAAUCUUCAUAAAACAUUCGGCUCUCCAUGGUCUGAUGAGCCAGCCAAGGGUGAUCCUGAGUUCAGCGUGCCUCAAUGUUAUCAUGCCAAACAACCACCUGUUUUACAUCAAGGGUACUUCUCAAAGUUCACGGUAGAAACAUUGUUUUACAUAUUCUACAGCAUGCCGAAAGAUGAAGCUCAACUAUAUGCUGCCAAUGAACUAUAUAAUAGAGGUUGGAUCUAUCACAAAGAGCAACGGUUAUGGUUAAUAAGAGUCCCCAACGUGGAACCACUGGUUAAGACGCCUACCUACGAGAGAGGCUCGUAUCACUGUUUUGACCCCAACACGUUUGAAAUCAUCCGGAAGGAUAAUUUUGUAUUGAAUUAUGACUCAGUGGAGAAGAGACCAGGUCUGCCUCAACAUUAACUGCAGGGCAUUUCUUUGCUAGUUGUAGAUUGUAAAGUUCAGCCAGUCAUGGGUCUCGGAUUGAUAUUCUUCAUUAGGAGGCGCGGCUGUCAGCUUCAGUUUUAAUGUUGCUCGAGUUCGGCAGUAACUUGUAUUUUGUCAAUCUUUGCUCUUAGUAGCCUGACCGGCGACCAGCUUCAGUUAGUUCCAGUAAAUAUUUCCGAUGACAUUUUAAUCGGCUUCAAUGAUAAGACCGUUUGAUCGCAAUAAGCCCCAUCGCUGUCGUGGAAGCUGCUCUUGAUGUUGAUAGAGAAUUAGGCUAUGAAUAUGAUUGGUAUCAGGAUGUCAUAAUGCGCUAACGGUCGUGACUCGUGCGUGCAUCAAUCCAUGGCUGUUUGAUACCGCUAAGGGUGUGGUAGCUCAACGGCCACAUUCUUGAUUCAGCAAGAGUUUUCAACAAGUUGCAAUCUUGUAAAGUGUAGUCAAUAUGGUGGCCGGACGUGGGAUUCCAAUUCCGUCCUGGGUCAGAAAUCUCAAUGGCAAUCUGAGGUGGAAGCCUUGAUUCUGCCACAAUACUGCACGUCAAAUGUGGGUGGCGGCAGGUGACAAAGAAAGCUCUUUCACGUCAAAAGAGGGCAACCUGGUUAAUCUGCUAACUGGUCAUUUUGUUAGUAUAUACUAACUGAUAUCCAAUAGUGUAUGAACUAAUAUCCAAGUCUUUGUGAACUAAAUAAUUCGGGUAGUUGAUCGGUUUGGGCUCUAAUAACAUGUUUUUCGUUACUUUCUUAUAUUUUUAUAAAUGUCUUAUUGGUUUAGUAAUCUUUGUUUUAUUUUAUUUAGGCUAGUUAUUAUAUCAGUAAUUAAUUCGGUUUUAGAGAUAGCUU
Molecule: messenger RNA, 3109 nt
Organism: Linum tenue
Lineage: Eukaryota; Viridiplantae; Streptophyta; Magnoliopsida; Malpighiales; Linaceae
Source: the annotation of a GenBank genome assembly